Molecule: messenger RNA, 588 nt
Organism: Plasmodium cynomolgi strain B
Lineage: Eukaryota; Apicomplexa; Aconoidasida; Haemosporida; Plasmodiidae
Exons: 1
Source: RefSeq, a predicted model, not a curated record
UUAGCGAGAAAUUGAAGAAACAGUUCCUAACCUUUGAGGAGGGGAAAGACCUCGUCACGAGCACCCUCAAAACAGGGAGGGGACUUGAAAUUUUGAACAAGGCGAUCAGCGAAAAAAAUUUGCUACGAAAUGCUUUUCGAAAAAUAAAAAUUAUUAACAAAAAAGAAGAUGAAGAAAAACGAAGCGUCUGCAACGGGAUAUGCAUCGUACAAAGGGAAAUUAAAUCCCCAAUUGCAAAAGCGCUUAACGAAUUUUAUCGCGAGGUUAAAACGAAUGCACAUUUCAAGCGUAACAAAGUGCGAGUUAAAUUUUUUACAGCCUUUAAAAAGAUAUAUGGGCUAUUCAAAAUUGAGACAGCGUGCAAAUUGUACGUUCGGAAGUUAUUAAAGCGAUUUUUGGUCAAACGAUGUGUUGAUUGUCCUGGUAGGAACGGUAGGAACACAAAGGGAGGAAACAAAUUUUUGACAUGCGAAGGGGGAGACCACUGCCUGCAGUAUAUUACCAGUUGUGACACCUCCAAAGCGUACACAUACUUUAAACAUACGCGUGGCAUUUUUAAAAAAAAAAUUCCCCCCAAAUGCACACAUG